This is a messenger RNA of Blastomyces dermatitidis ER-3, 2079 nucleotides long. RefSeq names its product HMG box transcriptional regulator. Bases 1 to 2079 code for a protein of 692 amino acids. Gene Ontology annotation, biological process: negative regulation of transcription by RNA polymerase II; cell differentiation; anatomical structure morphogenesis. The record is from RefSeq and is a predicted model, not a curated record. The transcript has 3 exons. NCBI's taxonomy places the organism in Eukaryota, Fungi, Ascomycota, Eurotiomycetes, Onygenales, Ajellomycetaceae. Gene Ontology annotation, molecular function: DNA-binding transcription factor activity, RNA polymerase II-specific; RNA polymerase II cis-regulatory region sequence-specific DNA binding.
AUGUCUUGGGAUCGAGUUCUUCCAAAACCCCCCGCUCUAUACUAUGAUCCCAUCGGACGUGAUUUUCCGACGCGGACCAGCACCCCAGUGGACCAUCAAAUUAUGAUAGACAAAUUCUCCAAAAUUGCGGAUGAAGAGAGUUGUCACCAAUCGGUCGGUCUGGAGAGCAGAGCCCUGGGAGCUUCUCUCUUAAGAGCCACAAUCCCAAGUCCCGAAACUUCCGUAUUGGCUGAGGUCCCACCCCUAAUAUCACCAAUUGCCCGAAAGAGACCUUGUUCCUUAAUCACAUCCGAGGCUGCAAGACAGGAGCGAUCCGCAUCUUCAAGCUCCUCAAAAUCCACAUCAUCGAAAGAAUCAUCCAGCCUGCAGUUUUGCCUCUGUCAGCCCGAUCCCAAAAUCCCUCGCCCGAGAAAUGCUUUCAUUCUUUUCCGCCAACAUUUCCAAGCCUCUGUCGUUGCCCAAAAUCCUGGCCUUGCAAACCCCGACAUAUCGAAGAUCAUAGGUGAAAAGUGGAGGACUCUUCCUGUAGAGUCGAAGCAAGAUUGGAAGAAUCUGGCUGAGGAAGAAAAAGCUCGGCAUCAGCAGCAGUACCCGGAUUAUCGAUACCAACCUCGCCGCUACGGCAGAAAUGGUAGCAAUAAUGCCGGGAAUAGCUCAGGGAUUAGCAACAACCCAACCGGUGCUUCUGUAUGCAACAGAUGUGGCGGGCGUGUCAUGAAUCCUCCAUCUACUCCGAACACACCAUUUACCUCGUCCGGCCCAAGUCCGGUAUCUUCCACCUCGUCCUCGAGUCAGCCAAUUCAGUCUGCGCAACGAAAUUUUCAGGAGCGACGGUCUAGGGAUGAUAUUGGGCUCCCAAGCCCUAUCCAAGUAACAAGAAGUAUGGAUCGCCGAGUGGCUGUCCGUAGCCAACUACGUGAAGAGCUUAUACCACUGUCACCUGACUUCAAACGACGUCGUUUCAAUGGGAAUGGUAUAUAUGUUCCCGUGGUGCGUGAUAUGAGUCCCGAGUACCCUUAUUCACCUCGAAGAACAUCCCUUCCACGGCCCGAUAGUUUGUAUCCCAGAGCUCCUUAUUCAUCAGGAGUUACUCCACCUGGUCGACCUUACCGGCAUGGUUCAACUCAGCAACCACCUCUCGACCAUAGUCUGACGUUGCCACCGCUUCAGACAAUGUCUCUUUCGCAGCAAAACCAAACCAAUGUUGAGGCCAAGGUGAUGAACAUAUCGUAUCUCAGCAAGAUCAAGGUUCUCGCACGAAUUUCUCCUCCGGUGAGGUCGUGCGUUUCCAAGGGCAGCUCGAUCAGACGGGGAGCUUUAGUGGCAGUCGAAGGACAAGCGCAAGAAUCUGUCCAGCAGAUGAUCCAGCAUCUGGAAACUACCUUAUUGAAGGAUGGCAAGAACGUUGCCCGAAUUUUUAAAGGGCCAGAAGCAACCACGCAACAAUUCAACAGUGACAAGUCAGGAGAUUCCCGGGAUCCAACAGUCCAAUAUCUCGAAACAAUAUCCGCCUGGCACACAAUAUCCAAGGAAAUUGUGUCUUUUAUCAACGGGACGCCAGAGUCUUCGUCAAUGCCGACUGGGCUGGAUGAGCCAGCCUCUGGCAUAUCCCCUCAAUCCAUCGUCCCAAAAACAGCCCAACUCCGCAUUGGCUCUCCAGAUGGAUUUUCCCCUCCCUCUGCGCCAACACCGGCGCCCACACCCACAUCCGUGUCCGUACCGGCAACCGCGAUGCCUGCAGAAUCGGAAUCACCGUUCCACAUUGCCCUUGUACCCGGCUACCAGCUAACGACGGCUGAUCUUCACGCAUGUUCCACGCCCAUCAACGACUUUUACACUCCCACCGACCAUUGGCAAUGGAUGGCCUCGCUUUGGCGCGGGUGCGCUGGUCCUGAUGUCACCGUAUUAAUACGAGACUGCGAUAAAGAAGAGCUAGACAAAAUCGGCAGCAACUCGGUUGAAAAUUUUGAGGAAGCUCGAACUCUAGUUGUGCGGCGGUUAGCUAAUUCGGCGCAGGGGGUUGAAGGGAGGGUGUUGAGGGAGGUGGGAUUUGAGGUUGAGAAAUUUUUGAGGAAGUAA